Syngnathoides biaculeatus (alligator pipefish) is the source of this 4052-nucleotide messenger RNA. RefSeq names its product succinate-CoA ligase GDP-forming subunit beta (gene suclg2). NCBI's taxonomy places the organism in Eukaryota, Metazoa, Chordata, Actinopteri, Syngnathiformes, Syngnathidae. Gene Ontology annotation, cellular component: mitochondrion; succinate-CoA ligase complex. The record is from RefSeq and is a predicted model, not a curated record. Gene Ontology annotation, molecular function: succinate-CoA ligase (GDP-forming) activity; ATP binding. Gene Ontology annotation, biological process: succinyl-CoA metabolic process; tricarboxylic acid cycle. Bases 69 to 1370 code for a protein of 433 amino acids. The transcript has 11 exons.
CCUGGAAAAUGUACGUUGUCGUCACGUGACGUCACGUUCGAGACCCUACCUCCUAUUUCCGUGUCAACAUGGCGGCGUGCAUGGCAUCCCAGGCGACUACGAGAGGGCUGAGGGCUGUCGCGUCUAAGUACCUACUUGUGAAGAAAUUGAAGCUUCACUGCAACUGGUUGAGUCCUAAAAGAUGGCUAAAUCUUCAAGAGUACCAAAGCAAAAAGUUGAUGCAAGAGUGUGGCGUGACUGUCCAACGCUUCUUUGUAGCUGACACGGCCUCUGAGGCCUUAGAGGCUGCAAAGAAACUCGAUGCCAAAGAGAUCGUGCUAAAAGCUCAGAUUCUGGCUGGUGGGAGAGGCAAGGGUGUGUUUGACAGUGGGCUCCAAGGUGGAGUGCAUCUAACAAAGGACCCUGCAGUUGUUGGUGAGCUGGCCAAUAAGAUGCUGGGUUUCAAUCUGACGACAAAGCAGACACCUAAAGAUGGAGUGAAAGUGAAAACAGUCAUGGUUGCUGAAGCCUUGGACAUAAACAGGGAGACCUACUUUGCCAUUUUAAUGGAUCGCUCCUGUAAUGGUCCCGUUAUGGUUGGAAGUCCCCAAGGAGGUAUGGACAUAGAGGAAGUAGCAGCCAGUACACCAGAGCUCAUCUUUAAGGAAGUCAUAGAUAUAUAUGAUGGUGUACAGGACGACCAGGCAGAUCGCAUGGCAGCUAAUUUGGGUUUCAAAGGAUCUCUCCAGAGACAGGCAGCAGAUCAGAUUAAGAGACUCUAUGAUCUUUUCCUAAAAGUCGACGCCACUCAAGUUGAAGUCAACCCUCUUGGAGAGACUCCUGAAGGACAAGUGGUCUGCUUUGAUGCUAAGAUCAACUUUGACGACAACGCUGAGUUCCGUCAAAAGGAUGUCUUUGCAAUGGAUGACUUGACAGAGAGUGAUCCCACAGAGAUGGAAGCUGCCAAGUGGGAUCUCAAAUAUAUUGGUCUGGAUGGAAACAUUGCCUGCUUUGUGAAUGGAGCUGGAUUGGCCAUGGCUACAUGUGACAUUAUUGACCUGCAUGGGGGAAAGCCAGCUAACUUCCUGGAUCUUGGAGGAGGAGUCAAAGAGAGGCAGGUGUAUGAGGCCUUCAAGCUUCUUACUGCUGACCCAAAGGUUGAGGCCAUCCUCGUCAACAUCUUUGGGGGGAUUGUCAACUGUGCUGUUAUUGCCAAUGGUAUCACCAAGGCCUGUCGAGAGUUGGAACUAAAGGUGCCUCUUGUGGUUAGGCUUGAAGGGACCAACGUCCAUGAGGCCAAGAGGAUCCUGAGAGAAAGCGGUCUGCCCAUCACGGCUGCAGACAACCUGGACGAUGCUGCCAAGAAAGCAGUGGCUGCCAUCAAGAAGUAGAAAAGUCCAAUCUAUUUCCUCAGCAACCUCUGGGUGGCCUUACUAUCCGUCUGUGUUAUAUUCUAUUCACAGGGCUCACCUCAAGCCCAGGACCUCCAAAAACAUCUUUUUUACUAAUGCAACACCCACCAUUACCACUACAGACCCUCAGCUGGUUUAUGAGCUACUGAACCAUCAAGCCAAUAAUUUCUCCUCCCUUCUGCAGAUUUUUCCUGUUAGCAUCUUUCCCUCUGUUCCCUACAUUGAUUGUCAUUCAACACUCUUCAAACUUCUCGCUUUUCAUUUCACGUCUUAAAAGUCAACCUAGGGAAAAUCUCAAGCACAGAUAAGACAAGCGCACUAAGACUUUGAGCAUUCCAUUUUCAAAAACAUUUGUUUCUCUCUCCUUUGUCAAGCUGUAACAUUUUUAGAGGCAUUUGAUUAGAUAAGCUGUUUUUAUGAAGAUGCAUUGUCAAGUGUUUUUCGAAGAAAUAAUAAAUCCCCUUACCUGUGAUUGAGGUCAGAGGCAGCUAGUAUCACUGUGAUAAUUUAAUACUGCUUGACUUAAAUACAACAGUAGUGUUAGCAGCCCAUGCUAAAUCAUUCUGGAUUAUUUUUUUCUCCAUCAGUGCUUUAUUUGUGUCUCUCACGUGAAAUAUACUAAACUAUGAACCACUGUGAAUGUUCUAUAUCAUGAUAUUAUUUGAAUUGUACUUCACUUACUGUUGUGCAUUCAAGAUGGUAAAUCUGUGCCUUUGUGAUUUGUGAAUUUUCUCUAGCUCACCUUUACUCAAGUGUACUUAAUGAGCAAACACAGAACCUCUCUCUCUCUUUCUGUGUGUGUGUGUGCGUGUGCGUGCGUGUGUGCGUGUAUGUAUAUAUAUAUAUGUAUGUAUAUAUAUAUAUAUAUAUAUAUAUAUAUAUAUAUAUAUAAUAUCCAUCUAUGUAAAUUGAGAAUGUUUUAGGAGGAGUAACCUUGCUUAUAAAUAUCAACUAUUACAUUGGGCGCGGGGGGGGGGCAUAAAGGUUAUAAGGUUAUUAAACCCCCCCAAAAUUGAAAUGUAUCAGUUGAAUUUGAACAUAAUACCUAAUAUCAUUCAAUGAAAUCAUUUUUACUGUUGUCAAUGGUGAUACUUUGUCCAUUUGGACGCUAUAAAGUACGAUUAUAGUUCAAUUUUUCAUUCAAUUUUUGGUCUCUGUGUGUCAAAAUAAAAAUCUCCAUGGCUUCAAUGGUGCUUUCAAUGCUAACUUUGAGUUUGUGGUUGGCUGUUUUAGUAAUUGUUGUGUUAGCCUUUUUAAUUUUAACAACUUAUUGUACACAAAACCUCAUGAUUCGACAUUUAUAUACAGUUUGGUGUUUUUCAAGUCACGAUUUAAGCAAUAAUCCUAGUGAAAUUAGCAAAAAUGUGUAGUAUUUUGGAUGCAGUCACCAUGUUAUAAAUGCCUUUUUGCUAUGUGCAUAUAAUUUGACAUUUGUAUAUUUUCAAGAAAAGUUUCUGGUCCUAUUUCUGCUUGUGAGUGACACACACAAGCUCCUGGAAACUCCCUCUUGUAAUGUUCUAAUACAAGUCCCAGGGCAGACUUCAUAGAGAGUUCACGGAGGCUUCCUCUUGACAGAAGCACUGACUGUGUGAUGGAUUAUCUGUCAGUUCAAUUUGAGAAGAAGUCCACACAAAACCGGUUUGACUACCGUCCACAUGAGAUACACAAAAUAACUUGUCGCCAGAGAGGAACUUUUGGUCACAGACUGAACUUUUGACAACUUUUGUUCUCUGAAAAAAAAUCAAGAGGGCUCCAGAAGGCUCCACUGGUUAUUUGCAGCCUCUCUUUGGUUUCUAUAGAUUUGGGUGUGUUGCACCAACAUUUAACAUACAGAAAAAAAAAACAAUACCCAAGUCAAACUGUUUUGGGAAGUCACAUUACUGACGCAUUAUGCGCAUGCAUAGUGAACUGUGGGAAGCAAAAGCACUUCCGUGAGAACAGUCCUAAUUUAUUUGUCAUGUUUUAAUUUCCAUCACCUUUCGAAAAGUCCUCUGAAGAUGCAAACACUGGGGUCUAUGGGGUACCCGUGAGCUUCCUUCAUGCCUGCCAGCCAGGCCACAGAAAUAGACUGAAUGGUUCAAUAAUUGCUUUAUUUCAUGCUCUUGGAUGCGUGUGUCAGAAACCUCUCCGCUGAUGGAUUGGACGGAGGAAUUUAAGGCUUGUUAAAGCAACCUUCUCGGGCCCUGAUAUUGUUUAAUUCAGUGUCAAGCUGGAGGUCGCAAUGAAAUGUGCACACUGAUUUACUGGGCGAAAUUAGUGCCGCUCCAUCAUAUAAAUAUAGAUGAGGGUAAAGAAGCUUUGGAGGUCAGCCUGAAGACUUCUGUCAAGCAGCCUUUUAAGUGCACUAAAUACAGGACCUUUGUCGAGAGGGCAUUGCUUUCAAUGGCCCUUGGAGCAAGGGCUACUCAUCUAAUUAAGGUAUUUAUUAUGCCGAGGAAGUUUGAUUAUCUUUGGUGGCUCACUUUGUCUUUGCAGUUGUUGAUUUUGCGUUGUAAAAAAUGGUUGAAUGUUUAAGAAUCGAAAUUAAAACUAAUUUGCAUUAUUGGUGGGCAUACUCCUGCCAUCGGUGUCAAGGAUGUUUAUCCCGAUAAAGAAUGUGAUAUUUACAGACUCGUAAGCAACAACUUGUGUUUAAAGAACUCAAACAUGGACGUUCAUUUC